CGGAAUUCUACGGGUCUCGACAGUUCCACGCUGACUUUUCCAUUGAGCGGUAUGUUGGUUAAAAUUCUCCUAGUCGUAGGACUCUUUAACUUGGCUCGGUGCGUUGAGCAAGUGCGAUAUGAUAACUACAAGGUGUACAAUGUGAGGAUCGAUGAUCUGGCGCAGUUUAAGCUGCUUAACUCUCAGGAGAAGUCCUUGCAGCUCAGCAGUUGGCGCGAGGCUCGUCACCUGGGCGAAUCCUCCGACGUAAUGCUGCCUCCUCAAUACCAGGAGGCAUUUGAAAGCCUCUUGACCACACAUAAUUUCACGUAUAGACUGAAGAUCGAUAAUGUUCAGUUGCACAUCGAUGCGCAGAGACCCAAACAGCGUAUUACUUCCAUGGAGUGGACACAGUUUCACACUCUGGACGAAAUCUACGCCUGGUUGGAUGUGAUCGAGGAUCGUUAUCCGGAUAUCGUCACACCCUUUACCAUUGGCAACUCACACGAGGGCAGACCGAUUCGAGGUGUUAAAAUCUCAUACAAAGAGGGUAAUCCCACAGUAUUCAUAGAGUCAAAUAUACAUGCACGCGAGUGGAUUACGUCGGCGACGAUCACCUAUUUCAUCGAUGAAUUGCUGGUGCCCCGUAACCCGGCAGUCAGGGAUAUAGCGCAGAAUGUAGACUGGUACAUCAUUCCCGUUCUCAAUACAGAUGGCUUUGUCUAUUCGCAUGAAGUGGAACGUCUUUGGCGAAAGUCUCGUCUGAAUUCGGAUCCCACGGGAACGUGCAUUGGAACUGAUCUCAAUCGCAACUUUGAUUACCUCUGGAUGUUGACUGGAGCUGACUCGGAUCCCUGUUCACAAUUGUAUGCUGGUCCUUCGGCAGAAUCAGAUCCCGAGAUCAGCCAACUAACAGCCUAUAUAAACAACUCCAUACCUGAAGGCGCCAUAAAGAUCUACAUCUCAUUGCAUUCCUAUGGACAAUAUGUCCUUUCGCCGUGGGGACACACCGCUCUGGAGUUCCCCGAACAUUAUCCCCAAAUGAUGCACGUGGCCAAAGGCUUUUCGGAUGCUCUUUAUAGAAGAUAUGGCACGGUAUUCACCUAUGGAUCCAGUGCUACCACACUAUAUGAAGUUUCUGGUUCGGGCAAGGAAUGGGCCUAUGCGGUGAAGAACAUUAAGAUACCCUAUACCAUAGAGCUGCGCGAUAAGGGCGAGUUGGGCUUCGUCCUGCCACCGGAGGAUAUUCUUCCAGUGGCACGCGAGGUGACCGAAGGAUUCGUGGGCAUGAUAGCCGCUGCACGCGAAAUCGAUAUAUUGUAGUUUAUAAAAAAUUUUAAAGAAAAUGGAUCAAAAACCAUAAACAACAAAUGAAUUUUUAGACA
This is a messenger RNA of Drosophila santomea, 1364 nucleotides long. RefSeq names its product zinc carboxypeptidase. The coding region runs from base 52 to 1302 and encodes 416 amino acids. Gene Ontology annotation, biological process: proteolysis. The record is from RefSeq and is a predicted model, not a curated record. Gene Ontology annotation, molecular function: metallocarboxypeptidase activity; zinc ion binding. Lineage: Eukaryota; Metazoa; Arthropoda; Insecta; Diptera; Drosophilidae. The transcript is spliced from 5 exons.